CUGGAUAUCAGACAUGCGCACCGCGUCCUGACAUCUCAUCAAGAGACGGAGACGGGCACCAAGAGAUCCACACGGAGGGAACCCAUCAGGCACCUCGGUGAACUAUCCCGCCGCGUUCACCACCACACCGAGGACACAACAGCAAUGCCGCCAGAACCGGCCAACGAGGGCACCGCCGCACGCCCAGCUCGGCCUGCUUCGCGGACGCCGCGUUCCGGCGGGCCCAGCAGCACCGCGAGGAGGAUGGCGAUGAUGGGGUCCAAGAGUUCCCGUUCCGCCAAUACGCCCGAUAUCUCCGACGAUGAGUCUGCCGGCUCCUCCCCGGACGAAUUUGCGUCCCCCUCCGAGAGCGCCAAGUCGCCGGCGCAAGGCUCCGUCAAACCCGAGUCCGAGGAUGCAUCGGGGGCGCAGGACGGCGGUAGCAACGAGGUGCCGAGCAUGCCGCUGCAGAAACGCCGCAGGGUGACGAGGGCCUGUGACGAGUGCCGCCGGAAGAAGAUCAAGUGCGAUGGCAAGCAGCCGUGCACGCACUGCUCGGUCUACAGCUAUGAAUGCACCUACGAUAAGCCGUCCAACCGGCGCAGGAACCCGGCUCCGCAGUACAUCGAGGCGCUGGAAGCGAGGCUGCGGCGGGCCGAGACGCUGCUGCGCAAGUUCAUGCCGGACGUGGACCUUACCGACCCGAACCUGGACCCGGCGGUGCAGCAGGAGUUCCGCAACAGGGAGCGGGCCCGGGCCCGGGCCAUGGAGCUGAAGAUGGGGGCGGUCAAGGAGCAGCCGGGCGAGGACGGCAGCGGCGAGGACCCGCAGAUCAUGUCCAUGAUCGAGUCCAUCGGCCAGCUGGAUCUCAAGGAGAGCGGCGAAUGGGACUUCCACGGCAUCUCGUCCGGCGCCGUCUUCCUCCGGCGCAUGAAGGAGUAUUUUCAGACGCUGCUGGGGAACGAGUACAGCAUCCCCUUCUUGCCGCGGCCGGCACUACCGCCGGGCCUCUUCAGCCUCGACUCGCCGCGGCCGAGUGCCGCGUCGCCCUGGGAGUCGUCGGCCGUGCCCAGCAUCUACGAUCUCCCGCCCCUCGACAGGGUCCGCACGCUGUGCUACUACUCCCUGGAGUGCGCCACGUGUCUCCUCCGCAUCGUGCACCGGCCCAGCUUCAACGAGAUGGUGGACAAGCUCUACGCAACGCCCCAGGAGUCGUGGGGCCACGAGGAGCACCGGUUUCUGGGUCUGCUGUACUCGGUCCUGGCGCUGGGGUGCGUGUAUAACGUCUCGCAGGACAGCGACGGCAAUGCCCCGGACGGCCCCGGGACGUACAAGUCGGCGGUGGAUGAAGGGGUCAAGUACUACACAUCGGCGCGGCUGAUCCUGCAAGAUGUGGCAGAAUGUCGCGACAUGGCUUCCCUUCAGGGGCUCGUCUACAUGAUCCUGUUUCUGCAGGCAACGUCCAACAUCAGCGACUGCUACGCGUUCCUGGGCAUCGCGCUGCGAUCCUGUCUGCGCAUGGGCCUGCAUCGCCAUCUGACGCACGAGAAAAUCACGCCGAUCGAGGACGAGACGAGGCGGCGGGUAUUCCACGUCGUGCGGCAGAUGGACUUUUACGUGUCCGCCAUCCUGGGUUUCCCUCUGCUGCUGCAUGACGAGGACGUCGACCAGCCCUUGCCGACCGAGGUCGACGACGAGUACAUCACCAGGGAGACGAUCCGUAUGCCGCCGCCCGGCACGCCGUCCUUCUUCCAGGCGUUCAAUGCGCACAACCGGCUCAUGCGGAUACUCGCCAAGGUGGUCAGGGACAUAUAUCCGAUGAAGGCGAUGGACGACGGCGUCAAGCCGGGACGGGCCGGUACGACGUUCAUGAUCAACUACUCCCGGAUCCAGGCCAUUGAGGCGGAACUCCAGGAAUGGCAAUCGCAGCUCCCGGAGUACUGGCGGCCGAGCCACGACGGUCCGAUCGAGGUCAUCCGGGUUCGGACACUCCUGCGGUUCAGUUACGCCCAUGUCCAGAUGAUGCUCUACAGGCCGUUCCUUCACUACAUCUCGCCGCGCUUCGCCGCCGGCAAGAAGGUAGAAGACCGCUAUUACAACUGCGCGGCAGCCGGAAUCACCGUCUCCCGGAACAUCGUGCACAUCGGGAUCGAGAUCCGGAAGCAGGCGGCGCUGAUCGGGCCGUACUGGUUCAUCCUCUACACCAAGUUCUUUGCGAUCCUGUCCCUCGUGUUCUUCGUUCUGGAGAAUCCGGACAAGCCAGGGUCCGCCGAGAUCCUGGCGGACGCCCAGGCAGGGAGGGACGCCAUCGCGAGUCUUGCCCAGCGCAGUCUGGCUGCCGACCGUAUCACGAGCGCACUCAACCCCCUUUUCGAGCAACUGCCGGAGCGGUUGAAAGAUUUGAAGAACCAGAACGCCCGCCCAACGCCGACAAAGAAGCGAUCGGCUCCCGCUCCAACGCACGGAUCCCGGGCGGGCAGCGUGACGCUGCCGAGUCGCCCGGAUCUGCAGGACGGCACACCCCAGCGCCGGUCGGAGGAGAUGAUCCGUCCGACCGUCGGGCUGCUUCGGCGAGAAGCACGAGGCCCCCCGCAGAGAACGUCCUCCUUCGAUACCAUCGGCCUGCAGCAUGGCAGUCUUGCCGGGCAGACGUUUACCAACUUGCAAGACAUCCUGCCCCUGAACAUGCCCCUGGCCGGAGGUGGCUCGGACGCCAGCAGCCCUCAAGAGACCCUGCACCGGCAGCAGCAUGCCCAGACCACCACCUUCCAGGCGCACGGGCAAGCUGCGGGAGCAGGACCCGCGAGUUCGCUGUACAAGGUGGACGCCAUGAUGUUCCCCUCGGAGGACCCGUUCGCCUAUCCGAACCAGCCGCUCGUGGACGCCGCCAGCCACCACCACCACCCGGGCAGCCAGCCACCGCAGGCGGGGGCAGGCCAAGCUCACAACCCGAUGCAGUUCUACAUGCCGAACAUGUAUGACGGCAUUGAAGGCCAGCUUCUGGACCCGCUCCCUUCCUAUCUCAUGCAACAGAGCCAGAGGCAGGCAGCCCACCACCAACACGCGCUACACCAGGCGGCAGCGCAAAUGUAUAACUCGCCCCAGAUGCUCGCCAUGCAGCCUGAUCAUGGCAGCCACGGGCACCAGCAGCCGCAGCACCAGCAGCCGCAGCACCAUCAGCAUCAACAUCAGCAUCAGCCGCAGCACCAGCAGCAAUCCGGCGGCAUGAUGGACGAGAUGCUGACUGAUCCCAGCUUUCAGGGAGAUUGGGAUGGUAUGCUGAGCAACACCGGCUUUCAGUGAAUGCAA
Chaetomium strumarium is the source of this 3288-nucleotide messenger RNA. Its product is annotated as fungal-specific transcription factor domain-containing protein. The record is from RefSeq and is a predicted model, not a curated record. Gene Ontology annotation, biological process: positive regulation of transcription by RNA polymerase II; DNA-templated transcription. Gene Ontology annotation, cellular component: nucleus. Gene Ontology annotation, molecular function: DNA-binding transcription factor activity, RNA polymerase II-specific; zinc ion binding; sequence-specific DNA binding. Lineage: Eukaryota; Fungi; Ascomycota; Sordariomycetes; Sordariales; Chaetomiaceae. The transcript has 5 exons. The coding region runs from base 145 to 3282 and encodes 1045 amino acids.